This is a messenger RNA of Cinara cedri, 10342 nucleotides long. The record is from the annotation of a GenBank genome assembly. Lineage: Eukaryota; Metazoa; Arthropoda; Insecta; Hemiptera; Aphididae.
CCGCUUCGCCGUACGGGUCCCCGGCCGCGCCGCGCCGCACCACAAUAUUAUUAUCCGUGAAACUCUCGUAACCGCCGCCGCAGCACACGGUCGUCCGUCUUUCGCGUACGCCAUCGCGCCGUCGUCGUCGUCGUCGUCGUCGCCGCCACCACCACCGCCGCCGCCGCCGUCGUAUGGUUACGUUGCCCGACUACAGCCUUUUGAUAUUGCGUUUUUCCGUAACCGAUAUCACGUGCGGGUUGCGCGAGUUUUCGAAUUUUCCGGGUCAAGACGCGAAAACAAAUUAAUUAAUUACGGGUUUUCCAGACGCCGGCAGCGUGUUUUUUUUUUUUUUUUUUUCUCUCUGUUCCGUUGUAAUUAUUUUUACCGUUCCGUAACGUGUCCCGUCGUUCGCGUUUCGACGUACAGUACCAUCACGUUCGCGCGACGGCCGCAAUGGAACCACAAGCGAACCACGACGGAGACGACGGUCCGUACGGCCAACCGUCGACGUCCACCGCGGCUAGCUGCUGCAGGCUGUGCUGCAACUCGUCGGCGAACGUGGAUCAAUGGCACCGGAUCGCCGGCGCCGCCACUGCCGCCGCCGCCACUGCGAACAACAGCGGUGGCGGGACACGCCCCGGCGGCCGCGGUCUGCGCGACACCAUUGUCAAACACUUACGGAUACAGGUGAGCGAGCAGCUGUACAACGGCCCCCGGCGCGCAAAUUAUUAUUGUUGGGCCUUUGGUCCGCCACCUGCCUUUGCAAAUUACGGCCCGUUUCGGUUUCGGCGGCCGUACGCGAACGAUCGCAACUCGCGUUCGCCACUAUCACCGCUAACGGUUGGCCAUCUAUUGCCCCUCCUGUCCACCCGUCCACCUUUGGAAACGAUAUUACUCUAUUAUGUUAUUAUCAACGAUAUGAUUACGUCACCUGAUAACGACAUUUGUCGUUGCGUGCGGCGGCCGUGCGGGCGAACAGCUGCGCCAGCACGUCCGCCGCCGGCCGUGUGUGUUUGGCGGAGCCCGUGUGCGCGCACUUCGUGCCCGAAAUGGCGGGCUUUUGCGUUUCGCCGAAUGCGACCGUUGGCUUUUCGUACGCCGUCUCGCCGUCCGACGACCACCGUAAAAUACCGUACCGCCCGCCGUAGGGCCGACGCGGGCAGUGUUUUUGUUCCGUUCCGAACCAGUGCGUCACACUUGGUUUCUGUUCUCCGUAACCCAGGUCUGGUUAUUGACCUUUUUUUUUUUUCUUUUCUCCAUUCGCGCCUCUUUACUACACUACCGGCUGUGCGUGUGCGGUUCCGGAUCCGUCGUCGGCCGACGCAUAACGUUCGCGAGCGGGUGAACUGCAGCCGCCGUUCGUCGUUGGACACGUUAUCAAUUGUCGACCGCCGUCGUGCCAAAUUGCGUUUCGGUUAUUGCGAAACGGUCGCAUUCGCGUCGGUGACACGGUACCCGGUCGAAUCGACGGUGUUCAAUAUUUUUCCCGGUAUUUCUAUUUACGCAUAUUAUUGCGCUGGGAAUCCGUUUGAUUUGUAUCGUUCGCUUUUCAUCCAAUACCCCGUCCUGACGUGUGACUCGCAUCUCAUCUGCGUGUCGUCCAUAGUAAAAUGAAGUUUAUUAUUCUUGUGCGAUAUCGACAGCGCCCAGCCGUUUGGUUACUUUUACCGGUCCGUGGAAAUAUGAAUCGAACCCGUCCAAAUCGUAGGUGCGAGUGGAAUGAUAUGUUUGGUGUGGCUUCCGGUGUUUCCACCCCUCUCCCUAUUUCAUUUGGUCAAAUUGAUGCGUAUUCGGUUUCGACAAAACGCCCACCACGUUCGAAAUUUGCAGGAUGUUUUAUAUAAAUGCCCAUCAACAGAUAUUUGAUAGUUUAAACACAAUAUUGUUGUGAAAAUUCUAGGAAGGCCAAUUUGAAAACUGACCUUAUAUCACUCGCCCGGCCACUUUCUAAUUCUGGCCACAAACAUUAAUUUUUACACGAAACAAUUUUCACGAUUUGGCACGUUUGUAUUUUUAACCCGAACAAAUCUUCCCUAUGAUCCUCUCUUGUACGAUUCUAUCGCAAGCAUCUAAUUUAUUUGUGUGUAUAUACACUUGCUCAAAUUAUUUUUCUAGAUAGUAGGUACAACAAUACAUUUUAAUUGAAAUGAUUCAUGGUUAAAUACUUGAACCUAUAUUUGAUAAAUAAUAAGAUAAAUUCUCAACGAAGUUUGCUUUUGUUUUUAAGUUGUUCAAUUAGGUAACUACGUAAAACACUAAAACUGUAAUCAACAGCAUUUAAAAGCAUACAGCACAAUACAGUUUUAUGUAUUUAUAUUAUAAACUACAUAAUAGUAUAGUAUAGCACACAUGAAGACAAUUUUCCUAUAGUCCAAUCCGUCCUGAGUCAAUGGGAUCAUAUCUGUAACUUUGUUUUUUAUGUUUAUUAAAAAGUUUGGAAAAGUCGUAAUGAAGUCUAUGUUUAAGUGUAUGAGGUAUUUAAGUCUAUGAUAAGUCCUACUCUGCCUUUAAUAGAUACAACUGACAAUACUUACUUUUCAAUAAUUUUACAAAUUAUUUUGUUUUAAUUAUUAUACAUACAGUAUUGAUAAAUUGAUAUUUUAAAAACAUCCAUCCAACAAAAAUAAACUCGGUUAUCUCAGUAGCUAUAUGAUGGCUAUUUGAGACCUUGAUAAAACAUUUUGUAAGUUUGGCAUUUUUCGGUGUACACCCUUUUCAUAAACUUCAGCAAUAUUUUAAACAUGACAACAAGAAAAAAGUCUUUCUAUUGUCCGUAUAAAUAAUUAUUAAAGAAAUUACCUAAACAUUUGUUUGUUUUCUUUAGAUUUCAGAAGGCGAUGGUUUAUCUCAAAUUGUAUGUUCUAAAUGUUUGACGAUGUUAACUGAAUGGGAGCAAUUUUAUGACAUGUGUUCACAGAACAACACGCGGCUUAAACAAUUCUCGGACGGAGAUAAAGUAAACUACCUUCGUAUUAAAUAAUAAUUAUUACUCAAUCAUAUUUAAUGUAUGUGUAUUAUUUAAGCAUAUUAUUAUUUGUAGUUGGUAUAUUAAUAUCAUGAGUAAACACAAUUUAUGUUGUAACAUAUGAACCAAAUUAUACUGUAUAAUAAGGAAUAUAAUGUAUAGUAUUUAGCAGUAUGUAGUUUUUUUUGUAUUGAAAAAGCUUACUUCUCUUUUAAUAAAUGUACCUUGGUUAUGUUCAAUAUUCCAUUAUUCUCGUUUUUGGUUUAAAAUGUCUAAAACGUACGAUUAUAACAGGCAGGUUAUAGGUACUAUUCUGGAAUAAUAUGAUUAAUUAUUGUAUACUUUGACAUAAAUAUAUAUUAUACAGUUUUUUUUUAUAAUUUAAGCUUAGCUAGCUUAUUCUAUCUAAAUGCCGGAGGUUUUUUUCUUUUCUUUUUUUUUUACUCAAAUAAUCAGGUAUUAUUUAAUACUUGCGAUUAUUACGAUUAGAUAAUAUAUUGAUUUUAAAUUUACGAUCCUACCUACAAUUCAUAUCUUGGUGUUAAAUAACGGUAUGGAAAGCUGGGUAUUUAUCAACCAACAGUUUAUUAAGUAUAGCGCGAUACUUUUCUUUCUGAUAAUCGCCUCGUUGCUUUAUGACAUUUUACACUCUUCAAUUUAUUGUUACCACGGUCAUACCGGGAGGGAAUAAUCCAGUUUUAUCUCGGUACUAAUGUAUUAAGCAGGUAUAAUAUAUUCAUUUAUUUAUUGAUGAUAAAUUAUAAACAAUAAACACGAGACUGUAAUAUAGUGUAAUACAUUUAUUAUAUUAUCUUUAUUGCCCCGUCAUAAUUAGUAGGUGGUAGGUAUAUGGAAAUUGAAUUAUAAUGAAUAUAUCUAUUCUAUCUAGUCAUUAUUUUUCAUUUUAUCAAUAUUAUCAAUUAAUUGUUAACAAUAAAAUAUAGCAUAAUAUUUAAUAUUACAAUAUACAGUAUAAAAAUAUAAACUUUUUAAAAUCAAUUAUCAGAAUUAUGAUUAUCCAAUGUUUCACAACAUUAAACCUGUCUCCUCUUGGACACCUUUUAUAUAUUAUAAUAUUAAAUAAAAGGUGGUAUAUUAUACAGAUAUAAUAACUUGAACAAAAUGUGUAGGUAUAUCAUUAUAAUAUAUCAUCUUAAUUAUUCAUUAAUUAAUGUCGUAGUUGUAUUUUAUGUUUUCAUUACAUAAUUGUAUAAUAUUUCGUUUGAAUUCUCUUCGUACAAUUCAGCGAAUCUGUUCUUUGUUCGUAGACAAAGUAGUAAAACAUUCCAAAUUGAUGUACAUAUAAUUGCGUUACUAAAAACUAUAUCUAUUACACUUUUAGUAACUAACUGGAAACGAUUGAUUCUUUUUGUUGAAUAUUUUUGGUGUAAACUAUAUCUUUUUUCAACUCGUUUAUAAAUAUCUGUUUAAAAACUUCUUGCGUUCGUAUAAUACAAUAUGCUUCUUAAAUAUGUACAGAUAACAAUUUGUUUUGUUAUUUAUUAACUGUAGAAUAACAUGGUUUCAUUAAUAACCUUAAGCCCCUUAGUAUACUCACAAUUCCUCGUGUGUUUUCCAAAGCGUUUUUCAUUAUGUGAUUUUGAUUUAUUGUUUAACUAAGAUUUUGUAAAUAUUAAAAAUUAUAUUUCUAUGAACUGUUUAAAAACGUUUUUAAUAUAUUACUAUAUCAUAUAUUUGGCUUCUUUAUUUAUUUUAUUUUUAUUUUUCUGUCUGUAAAUAAGUAUUCAACCAGAAGCCUUACUCCAAUCAUCAACAUCGGUGGUAUUUUUUUCUAGUCUGUGUAUUAGUAUGAGGGUCCUUUUUUUUGACUUUUCUUAACUCUUUCUUAAUAUAGGAGGAAAAUCAGGAAUGUUUAGGGAACAAUAAUUCUGUUGAAAUUUAAAAUUGGUUGUAUGUCAAUUUAAAAUUUAAAUUUAUCAAAAAAUGUUGUUUAACCAAACUUUGCUCACUUUUUUAUUCAUUAUGAUUUAUUUUUGUGUACAAACUAAAUUACUUUCUAUACCCAACCUGUUUAUAAAAAUACUUUUAUUUAUUUUCAUAGAAUGAUGAUGGUGAUGAAUCUGCGAACAAUUUAAUUAUAGACAUAACUGACGAAGACGAAGAACAAAAUAUUAAUUUUAAAGGUAUGUGGGUGAUAUAUUCUAACUAGUCAUAACAUUAUCAAAAUCAGUCUAUCUACAGUGAAUUUGAGUUAUGUCAAAUCUAAAGGGAAACUUCAAAAAAAAAAAAAUUGAAAAAUGAAUAAAUAAUUAUAAUUUUUAAUCUAAUUUAAACAACAAUAUGUGUCUACUGAAGAACUUUUCAAAAAAACUACAUCAUAUUAUGUUUUUUUUUUCAAUUUGUAAGCCAACCACUACUAGCUUUACAAUUAGUGUGUCCUAGUUGUUGUACAUACUUAUUAUUUCUUUGCUUUUUCAAGUAAAAUGGUUCCACUUACUGGUAUGUUUUUAUCAAUUCUCUGAGUAAAUCAUUAUAAUAAGCAUUUAUCGAUGUCCAAAUUAACAGUGAUCUUCAUAUUUUUCAUAUUUCCACCGGUGAAUUUCAACAAUUUAUCUUUGCUUUUUCAUAAUUGACAAUAAUUUAUUUGGUGAAUUGUUGAAUUCUUUAGCAAUUUAAAAAUUUUUCAUGCCACCUUUUUAACUGUAUUAUGUAUUUAUUGAACGUUAUCUGAAAUUGUAAGGACAUUUAACUCAUGCUUAUUUUCCAUUUCACAGCUAUAUUGUACAAAUGUGAACGUAAUCACUGUACUGAAUGUAUUACACAAUUUUUUCGGUUCUUACCGUAAUUAAAAUGUUAUUUGUGUAUUCGAGAUAACGAAAAAAUUUUAAUUUUAUAUUGAGUUGUCGAUAGAAAAUUGUUAACGGGUGUAAUGGUAGUUUCAAGAGGAUUUGAAUGUAGUUUGAGAUAAUAAAAAAUCUGAGAUAGUAAGGUUUGACAUAAUAAGAAUCUAUUAUAUUUUAAAUAUAUAGAUAUACAUAUCUAUAAUCUUUUCUUGUAUAUUAUAUACAAAGUAGGAGAUAUUUAAAUUAUUAUUAAUUCUAGGUUUAUAUAUAUUUAAUUAUUAUUUUUAAACUAUUUUAGAUUCUGAGUGGAGUGAGGAAUGUAUUGGUUUACAAUCAUGUUUAUUUCUUUUUUUGUGAACAAAUUUUCUACCAGCAAUUUUGCUCUGAUUUACAAUGACAGCACUUAUUCAGAAAUUAAUCUGACUGGGGUAGUACUAUAGGGAGAACAUUUUUUAAUUUUCUAAAGAUUUUUACCAAUAAAUGGAAAAAAAAACAGGGGAAAACAGGAAAAUAAGUACAUUAUUAAACAAAUAUUAUCAAAAAAAAUAUAUAAUGCAUAUGUAAUUAUUUUACCAAUAUAUGGCAUAUAUAUUGUUGACAAAGCAUCAUUAUCAACAGAACUCCGUUCAGAAUUGUUUUUCCUUUAACAAUGGUUAAUGGUUGUGUACAGAUAAUAUACAUUAAAUUUCCCCUUUAUUACCUUCCCAACUUCUCACCUAUAACAGUGGUUGCACUUUUCCUCAUUAUCCUAGGAUAGCUUUUUUAAUAUUAUAUUAAUUUUGUAAAUGUUAUAGAUAAAGACAAAAAAGAAAAAAAAUCUAUUCUGGGGGAACCAUCACCUGAAGAUUAUGUACUGAUGAAGGAAGAAACUUUUAAUUUAGAACCAGUGUAAGUUUCUUUUAGGUUGAUGUAAAUUAUUGUAAUCUGAUCUGCUAUACAAUUGAAUAAAAAUCUAAUAAUAAUAUGAAUUUUCAGAAAAAAUGGGCCAACAGGUGUUUUGGGUGAUUAUUUAAUAGAGUAUAAUAAUUGCAAGAAGUCACCAAAUGAUUUGAGUAAUACAGAUAAAGAUAUUGUUGACAAUUUACGCAUACGAAGAGAAGUGUUACCAUCUAUGUGGGAUGUAUUUGAAAAGACUAUUGAAAAACUUAAGUCUGGUAAAAUUAAAACAUUUUCAAAUAGUUUCUUACUUAAUUCAAUUUUAUAAAUUAAUUGUUUGUUAAUGAUUUUUUUUUAUAUUUUAGGAGAAUCAUUUACAACAUUAGUCACUCAUAGGCGAUAUAUUAUCAAUAAAGGUGCAUUUCCUUGUUCUUUGUGCGGAGAGUGUUAUGAGUUUGAUCAAGGUGUUUGUCGCGAUGAGGAAGAACCUCAACCACCGGUGGAAGUUGACGUCCAACAACGGUUAUUCAUUUGUCCUACAUGUGGAAAGUCAUUCCCCCGCCGUAGCUCAUGGAAACGUCAUCAAAUGACUCAUGAAGAUGUGAAGCCAUUUGUGUGUCGUAUUUGCACUAGUGGAUUCAAUCGUAAAGAACAUUUAAUGCGACAUAUGUUAUCUCACAGUACUAUAAGACCUUUCCCGUGUGAACGUUGUGGCAAACGGUUUAUACGCAAAGAACAUUUGGCCAGACAUCUCAUGUGCAUACCAAGUUGUUCUAGUUCAUCCGAUAUGCCGAGACCAUUUUGUUGUGAUAUUUGUAAACAGAGAUUUGUGCGUAAAGAACAUUUGUUCAGACAUAGAAAAAGAGCUCACGAACAUGCAAUGAUAUUGGACAACCAACUAGAAGAAAAACCGUUUGUGUGUUGGCAGUGCGGUAAAUGUUUUACUCGAUAUGAACAUCUACGUAAACAUUUAGAUUUGCACAGUGGAAUUAUUCCUGGAAUUAGUGGAAUUCCUUCAGCUUCCACAUCAAUGCUUCCUGAAGUAACUCUGUCAGAAAUAAGAGUUGAUGCCGCUCCAGCUGGAGAUGUCAAGCCUGAAAAUUUUUCAGAUUCUGAGGGUGAAUCUGAAGUACUUCCUCCAGUAAGUGUGCUCGAACUUAAUGAACAACAGCCUGAACAAAGUAGACCUAAGCCGAGCACACUUUGUACAAUUUGCAGAAAAACAUUCUCUCGCCGUAGUCACUUGUUACGUCAUUUGAAACGCAUACAUAAAGUUGAACCGGUGUUGACUAGAAGACGAGUGACUAAGUCUGGCGAUGAGAACGGAAACUCUAUAGAGGAAACUAAAUUUGAAUGCCAUACUUGUGGAAAGGCAUUUUCUAGGCAAGCCCAUCUCGAAAGACACGAAAAGAACUUGCACGGUGAAGAACGUAUGGUACCUGCCCCUUAUGAGUGUGUUUCUUGUGGACAAGCAUUCUUUGAUAGUAAUUUACUCAACCAACAUAUGGCGACCCAUGGGAACACUGUGACUGAUAAUUUUGUUUGGAUGUGAUAAGGUUUCAUUAAUGUUUUUUUUUUUUUUUUUAAAUUUAAUUUAGAGUGUAAAAGCCAGCUUACUUUAUUGUAAAUAAUUAUUGGCUUAUGGGUGUUUUGAAUUAUUUUAUAACAAAGGGUGUGUUAUAGGAUUAUGAUUAAAUUUUAGAAUGUUAAUUUGAUACAGAAUACUUAUAGGCCAAUAUUGUUCGGAAACAUUGACAUUCUAAAUAGAAAAAAAAACAGUUUUACUAUUUAAUGGUUCCCUUUGUAAUUUCAAAUUCUGGUCGUUCUAUGUUGCAUUUAAUUUUAUGUUUAUUUUAACUACUGUCUUGACAAUAUGUUAAAUUAUUAUUAUUAUUUUUUUUUUACAUAAUUUUAUGACAUUACUAAUUAUUUUGUUAUUCUUAGCCUAUAUGGACCAAAAGUCAAACAAAGGCUGUAAAAUGAAUUAAGUAGUAAAAAAAAAAAAAAAAUUAUAUAUUAUAGUUAUUAUGUUAUACAAUCAUUCAUAUUAUUUAUCAAAAUUAAGUAAUUUUCUACCAUUAGAAAACUUUCCCCAAAAACGUUUUUAUUUAUUUAUAAAUUAAUUAUGUUAUUGUUAUUGUAUACAGGGUGGUUUCUUAGACCGUUAAAUAUCGUACAUAUGGCGUAUUUAUUUUUAUUUUUGAAAUUUUAUUAUGUUCAAAUAUUUUAGCUAUAAUGCUUAAUCAAAUACAAUUAUUGACUAUUAUUAUUAUUAUUUAUCUAUAUACUAUUCUGGUUAUUUUGUAUAAUUUUUAAACACGGGUACUAAUAUUUUCAAUUUGACACUUUUUAAUGAUCAUUAAUGUAUUUUAAGUUUAAAACGUGAUAUUUAGCAUAUUAACAUUUCAAAGAGUUCAAUGUGAUAAAUAAUAAUAUGUUGUCUGUCUCACAUAACAUAUUUGGUACAGAUACCUAUAAUUAUGAUAUUCUCUAUUAGUUUAUUUUAACUAUUGAACAUAGUUAUGUUUUGUUUUGUGUUUUUUUUUAUUAUUAUUAUUUUCUAAGGUGGUUUUAUUUAUUUUAUAUUUUAUAAAUAUUCAUUAAUACAAAAAUAUAUUUAUAUAUUAUUUUAUUUAAGAUUUAAGUAUAGUGUUUAAAAAUAGUUGUCAUACACUGAAUAUAUUAGUGGGAACUAAUUUCUUAUUUUGGUGUACAUUUUGUUUAAUUGGGUUUUUUUCAUUUUAAAUUGCUAAACAAUGCUCUAUGAUAAAGUGGCAAAAUUUAUUUACAAAGUAUAAUUUUGUGUAUCAUAAUUUAUUCGCAUUUGUGGUGACAACUAUUUUCUUGCACAUUUGUGUACGACUAUAUUAUUAUUUUAUCAUUUUAUUAAACAUUAAUAUUAUUAUAUAUAAGUUGAAACAGUUCUCUGGAGAUGGUGGGUUUUGGGUUUUUUCUACACAUUUGCUCAAUUUCCAUUUUACACCAAUAAUUUACGCAUAUUCAUGUGUAAAUUUAAAAUGAUUACAUUUUAUUUAGUUCAUUUAAAUAUUGUCUCGGAACACCAUACAAAUAUACAAGACAUUAUUAUACCAUUAUGAUUUGCAAUUCUGAACUAGGUAUUUUAUAUUUUAUUACGCAAUGUAAAUUAUAAUAUAAUUAAACAUCGCUAUUCACAUAAUCUUCAUAUUUCUAAUGCACUUUUUAUACAAAUAUAUAAGUUGCUUUUAAAAAGUUCAUCCCCCACUCCAUUUGUUUUUAACUUUAUUUGUUUUUUUUUUAUACAUAUAUAUAUAUAUAUAUAUUAACUUUAUAGCAAACCAUUACACUUCAAUGUUUAUGAAUAACUGAAACCAAAUACACAGAAUGGUGGAUUGAUAUUUAUGUACCAUUUUGUAUAAUAAAAAAUGUUUGUUAACUGAUUCAAGUUUUUUAAUUACCAUUAAAAGAACCAUUAUCUCCGUUGUUUUUUGCAUAAUAAAAAUAAAAUCAUUUACCUUAUAUUAACAAUGUAUACAUUUAUUUAUAUAAUUAUUAUUUGUUUAUUAUUCUAAUUGUAAAAUGUCUACCGUUAUUUUUAUUAUGAUUUUUUUUUUCAGUUGUUCAUAACAUUUCUUUGAAUAAUACUAUAUUCAAGUAAAUUGUUUAUACUCUUUGGUGUUUUUUAAACCUGUUGUUUUCUUUAGACUACAAAGUGAUAUUAAAAAUUAAAAAAAUU